This is a messenger RNA of Plutella xylostella (diamondback moth), 4599 nucleotides long. The record is from RefSeq and is a predicted model, not a curated record. Lineage: Eukaryota; Metazoa; Arthropoda; Insecta; Lepidoptera; Plutellidae.
CCAUACAGUCGAUGAAAUGUCAAAAUUUCUGUCCAUCUUCAUUCAAAAAACAUCUGGCUUUCCGCAGUUCCAAUACACAUUAUUCGCUACAAUGUCCAAAAGAAUUAAGAGAACCCCCCAGUUUAACCCGAGUAUAGCAAGAUUAGCUCGUAAGGUCACCCGGCGCCACACUCACGCUAAACAUACGCCUCAUGCCGUCGACAAGCGUAAGGAAAAAGAAUACAGGGAGAAAGUUGAGGUUCUAAAGCAACCCAUCAAAUCUGAGGCGGACAAAAAGCUAUACAAAACAAUCCGUCUGCACAAUGGCCUUACCGCCCUCCUGAUCUCCGACCCAACGACGCCGCCGCCGGCCGUCGCGCGCGGCGCGAGCUCCUCCGAAGCCAGCGACAGUGGCUCCGAAAGCACCCACAGCCGAGAAAGCUCGUCGGGACAAUCGGAGGACAGCGACCAGCACGGCUCGGGACCCAAACGAGAACUCGAUGAUGAAAAACUGGCGGCGUGCGCGCUGUGCGUCGGCGUGGGCAGCUACAGCGACCCGCACGACAUCCAGGGGCUGGCGCACUUCGUGGAGCACAUGGUGUUCAUGGGCAGCGAGAAGUACCCCAAGGAGAAUGAGUUCGAUGCUUAUAUUAAGAAGAAGGGCGGUUCGGACAACGCGUCGACGGACUGCGAGGUGACGACGUUCUACUUCGAGAUCCAGGAGCGGUACCUGCCGCGCGCCAUGGACAUGUUCAGCAACUUCUUCGUCAGCCCGCUCAUGAAGAAGGAGUCCAUGCAGCGCGAGAGGGAGGCUAUACAGUCGGAGUUCGCGAUCGCAGCGCCAUCUGACGGCAACCGCAAGGACCAGCUGCUCUCGUCGCUGUUCCCGGAGGGGCACCCCGCGCGCACCUUCACGUGGGGGAACCUCAAGAGCCUUAGGGAGGAAAUAGGUGACGAUGACAAGCUACAUAAAGCAGCGCACGAGUUUAGGAAAAGACAUUACAGCGCACAUCGGAUGACAUUGGCUGUCCAGGCACGUAUGGACCUGAAAUCCCUGGAAAAGUACGUAGUGGACAGUUUCUCUCACAUCCCACGGAACAGUAUGGAACAACUGGACUUCAGCCAGCACCGCUACAGUGACCGGCUGGUGACGCCGGAGUUCACCAGCCUCUACUAUGUGAAGCCUAUUAGUGACGCCAGCGAGAUCCACCUGACCUGGAUGAUGCGUUCCCUGCUCCCCGAGUACCAGUCCAAGCCGCACCAGUACAUCUCCUUCCUGCUCGGACACGAGGGCAAGGGCAGCCUGCUGUCCUACUUGCGCAACAAAGUGUGGGCGAUGGGCCUGUACACGGGCAACUCUGAGUCGGGGCUGGACUACACCUCCAUGUAUUCACUCUUCACGACGCAAAUAGUACUUACUAAGGAUGGGCUGGAACAUGUUGAUGAGGUGUUAGAGGCGGUGUUUUCUUACUUAGAAAUGUUAAGGAAUUUGGGGCCAUCCGAGCGAAUAUUCAAGGAAAUUCAGACGAUAGAGGGCAACAGCUUCCGCUUCGAGGAGGAGCACCAGCCGGCGGACUACGUGGAGACGUUGUCGGAGAACAUGCACUUCUACCCGCCCGAGCACUAUAUUACAGGGGACAAGCUGUACUAUAAGUAUGAUCCUGAGGGUAUAAUGCAACUGCUGGAGGCCAUGCGUCCGGACAAGGUGAACAUCAUGAUCCUGUCCAACAAGCAUUCUCGCCCCGUGCACUACAACCAGACCGAGAAGUGGUUCGGCACCGAGUACAGGAAGGAAGACAUCCCCGAACAAUGGCUCGACAAAUGGAUGUCAGCGCAACCGUACGAAGAGUUCCAUCUACCGGAGAAGAACGAAUUCAUAGCGACAGAUUUCACACUCUUGCCGCCGGCGCAACCGUACUUAGACUUGGCUGAUGAAGCUGAAGUGCAAUUGGGAAGGACCCCAGCGAGGAUUGUUCACAGGAAGAUGAAAGAGAUGACUCCUCGAGAUGUGGUGUUCAAAGAUCAUAGUUACGAGACUGCUGUGAAGAAUUUCAGGUUGGACCAACCGAAUCUGUUCCGAAAGAACCGUCACAUGGAGGUGUGGUACAAACCCGACUUUAAAUGGCGGUUCCCGACCGCGCUCCUCUAUUUCUACUUCAUCACGCCACUCAGCCUGCGAUCACCUAGAGAGUCGUGCCUACUCGAUCUCUAUAACGAUGUGAUACAUCAAACGAUGAAGGAAGAGUUAUACCCUGCAGACAUGGCGGAUCUCUCACACUCGCUGUCCAUAGGCGACAAGGGACUCAUGUUGAGAGUGGCCGGGUACAGUCAGAAUCUACAUCUACUAGUAGACCUGAUAACAAAAGGCAUGCGCUCAGCAACAGAGGACGUGACGCCGUCUCUGUUCGAGGCGGUGCGCGAGGUGCGCAUGCGCAACUACCAUAACGUGCUCAUCAAACCUGUCAAACUUGCCAAAGACGUGCGCAUGCACAUCCUGCUCGAGCCGUACAUCUCGCCGCGGCACAAGGCGGCGGAGAUCCACAACGUGACGCUCGACGAGUUGAAGGAGUUCGGACGGACGCUGUUCGACCGGAUGUAUGCGCAGGUACUAAUUCAAGGCAACCUCCACUGGACGAAUGCGCUCAAGAUAUCGGAGCGGGCAUUCGCAAACCUAAAAUGGGGUGUACUUGAAGAAAUACCGAUGGUCCACGUCCACCAGCUGCCCCUAGGCUCGCGUGUGGCCCGCGUGCUGAGCCUCAACCCGCACUCCACCAACAGCAUCGUCACCGACUACUACCAGGCGGGCACCUCCAACCCGAAGGACACCGCCAUAUUGGAAGUGCUUAUGAUGCUGAUGGAGGAGCCGGUGUUCGACGCGCUGCGCACGAAAGAGCAGCUCGGCUACAGCGUGUUCAGCAUGAUGCGCUACACGUUCGGCGUUCUCGGCUUCUCCGUCACUGUCAACACGCAGGUCGACAAGUUCAGCGUAUCGCACGUGGACGGUCGCGUGGAGAACUUCCUGAAGAAGUUCCUGCGGGACAUGCGCCGCCUCAACGAGUCCACUCUCGACACCACCAAGACCUCGCUCAUACAGCUCAAGCACACCACCGACUACGAGCUGAAAGAGGAGGUAGAAAGAAAUUGGCGUGAAAUCUCCAGCCAGGAAUACCAAUUCCAAAGACUUUACAACGAGGCAGGUGCCAUCUCCAGGGUGAAGCUGCCGGAGCUGAAGGCGUGGGUAGAGAACCAUUUCGCCAACGGAAACAAAUCCAAGUUCAGGAAGCUCUCUAUACAGAUAAUGGGUCACAAAGCGGCAGACACGAAUAGUAGCUCCAACGAGCGGGAACAAGAGCCGGAGUACCUCCACAGCUUCGACCUCACGUUCCUGGACGCCAGCGACCCCAUCGGCGACAAGAAAGAAGUAGAAAGCAACGCAGACUUCAUUAAAGAUAUUCAGCAAUUCAAGCGGGAUCUACCCCUCAUGACGAUCCCUAAGGUCGAGUUGGCACAAUGCUGAUGUCCUUUGCCUUGUUAAGUUUAUAAGUACCACGUAAAUUGACCAAUGCGCAGAGGGUAUUUUUAGGUGCGGGCCGGGUGUGUCAAAACUGCGCAACGCCAUUGGUGGCUUGGUAUGCCGCUCGGCCGCUAUUCGUAAUUCUCUCAUAUGCUACGUUCGGAAAUUUUAUUUGUGCAGAUUGCCCUUUGUGUCAAGUUACGUGGUUUGUAGUAAAAAAAUGUAAAAAGGUGUCAUAUUUUUUCUCGGUUUACAGUGUUUAGUUGUAACUGACGAUGACUGUAGAUGACGAAAAAUUUUACGUGUUCGAUUCUAUUUGUAAGUAUAAAUAGCGAUCAAAAUCAUAACUAUCAUUUUUCUUUGCCGUACUUACUUAGCUAAGUCUAGAGAAGGGCCAGAGAUUAAGUCGAGCUAUCUUUAUAAUUCGACAUGUUCAAAUGAACUUUUAAUUAGUAUUACACUGAACCAAGGAGCAACCUACUCCUUACGGAUUACAGUGCAAGCAAUAAUAUAUGAAAUGCCACCACAACUUGACUGGAAUACUUACUGUAUGACAAAAUUACUUGUAAAUAAUAAAUAUGAUAAAGGUAUAUAUAUGUACGUCCAUAUUAGGUGCUUUUUCUAAAGUAAAAUUAAGCUAUAGACUGCAUAAAAUAGAAUUAGUAAAUAAAUACAUAUACAUAUAAAAUACCUACAUCCAAAAAAUUUUACUCACUGCCUGCCUUUAACGCGACAGAGUAAAAAAUUAUAAUCCCUUAUCUAUGAAAAAGUUGUGUACAUUUUUUUUUGCACCAAUAACUUGUAGUUACAAUUCCAUAUAGUCAUGUUUCGCAUAAAGACCCAAAACUGUAUGAAUCCAACUAAUAGUUUAUCGGAAGGUUAUUAAUAUUAUUGUUGAAAAGCAUGUUUCAAGUGCAGUCGUUGAUCUUAUCAGUAUACUACCUAAUUAAUAACUAACCAUUAUAAAUUCAUUUUUGAUUCCGAAUGAAACAUAAGACAUACAAUUUUAUAAAUAAAGGGAUAAAUAUGAUGUUUUGUCAAUAUAAUUAUAUAAUUUCAAGUUUCCUGUAAAAUAUAAAUACCAAUAUAGUUACAAAAAAACCUGC